Ilex paraguariensis (yerba mate) is the source of this 261-nucleotide messenger RNA. The record is from the annotation of a GenBank genome assembly. Lineage: Eukaryota; Viridiplantae; Streptophyta; Magnoliopsida; Aquifoliales; Aquifoliaceae.
GUUGCAUACUCAAAGAAAGAUGGUCGACCAGUUAAUAAAACUGUUGCACAAGCCUUGUCACGCAUGGAUGAACUUGUGUCACAAAUACCAGAGUCUUCCAUGCAAUCUUCAUCUGCAGUCGAUAAAGUUUUCAUUCAAGUCAUGGGACCAGAGCAACUUGAACGUGUUAGAACAUAUGGUUUUGGACCAUCUCCGAGUGAUGUGUUUGGACUUAAAAAAUCAGAAGAGAUGCAAGCAAUGCAGUCCCAACUAGAUGGGUAA